CGCGGGAAAAGUGGGCGGGCCCGGCGUCGCGGCGCUUCCGGGUCGAAGGUCGUGGCUUCCGGCGUCCAUUUCUUUCAUCCCGUCUCCCUCUGAGAGUCUCGUGAGGCUGAAGAUAAAAAGCGGCGGAAAAAAAAUAUAAAAUUAAAGAAAUGUCACACACAAUUCUCCUUGUACAACCUACUAAACGGCCAGAGGGAAGGACCUACGCAGAUUAUGAAUCUGUCAAUGAAUGUAUGGAAGGUGUCUGCAAAAUGUUUGAAGAACAUUUAAAGCGAAUGAACCCAAACAGUCCGUCUAUCACGUAUGACAUUAGCCAGCUCUUUGACUUCAUUGAUGACCUUGCUGACCUCAGCUGCCUCGUAUAUCGAGCAGACACACAGACUUACCAACCUUACAACAAGGACUGGCUCAAGGAGAAGAUCUACAUCCUGCUUCGCCGACAAGCCCAGCAGGCAGGAAAGUAACUGCUGGUCUGGCUCAGCGGCUCAGUGCUCUACAAGGAGAAUGAUUGAUUGCACCAAUUUUCUUUUUUAGCUCACAGAUGUCCCUCUUCAGGUCUUUGGAGCACCUGAGUGUGCUGCUUGUAGAUCUCAAUAUUUUUGUAGAAAUAAUUUGAUUUGCCCCUACCCCAUUAGAAAGCUUGCUCCUUUUUAUCAAAUCAUGCAUUGGUGUUUUAAAACAAGCCACAUUGGAUGGAAUGUAAGGACCAGCCUUGCCCUUACAGCCAUCUUUCAUUCAGACACUGAUUGGGAACAAACCUGACUGCUUUUGUCAUUCAUGGAUGAACUCUUAACAUAAUACUGUCACUAGGCUCCUGAUCAGACCUAACUUUGUCUUAGAAGAGAGUGGUUUUGCCAACUGUCUGCAACCUGUCCAGUUUAUAGAGCAGUGAGGACCGAACAGACUGUCUCAGAAGAAAAGCUCUUUUGGGUUAAACAUUUUUUCUAGAAAGUUAAUCUUCUUGUCUGAUGUGUUGUUUCUGCAGAGUUGUUUCUGUAGGACCAAAGUUCUGGUUACCCAGUAGUUUGGUUUUUUUGCUUCAGGUUAUGGUUUUUGCAGAUUAAAUUUUUGUUUUAAUAUGAAAA
Molecule: messenger RNA, 1085 nt
Organism: Chiloscyllium plagiosum (whitespotted bambooshark)
Lineage: Eukaryota; Metazoa; Chordata; Chondrichthyes; Orectolobiformes; Hemiscylliidae
Gene: erh
Product: ERH mRNA splicing and mitosis factor
Source: RefSeq, a predicted model, not a curated record